GGUAUUUAGGAGCCGAGUCCGCAGGGCCCGGGCGCGCAGCGAGCUGGGGAAGCCCGGAGCAGACGCCGCCGCCGGGCAGGGCGCACCGCCAGCAGCCUUGGCCACACACGCACAUCCCGGAGCAGAAGGGGGCGAAUCCCGAGCUGCCUCCGGUCCAGGCCAACCCUCUCUGCCAUGGCCUGGCUGGUGCUGGGCACGCUGCUGUGCGUGCUGCACCUGGGGCUAGGGACCGACGGCGCGGGGCACUUUGAGUCCCAGAACUGCCCCUCUGAAUGCAUCUUCUCGGCCGACCUGGUGAGCUGCGCGGGCCGUGGGCUGCCGGAGGUGCCGGCUGGGAUACCCGCCACCACCGCAGACCUUGACCUGAGCCACAACCUGAUCCGGCGCCUGCGCCCUGGCUGGCUGACGCCCCUCAGCCGCCUGCACACCCUGCGCCUCGGCCACAACCACCUAGCGGUGCUGGGCCAAGGAGUCUUUGCCAAUGCCAGCGGCCUGCGCCUGCUCGACCUCUCAUCUAACGCGCUGCGGAGACUCGGCCACCACGACCUGGACGGGCUGGGGGCGCUGGAGACGCUGUUUCUGUUCAACAACAGCUUGGCGCACCUGCACGAGCACGCCUUCCACGGCCUGGCCGCCCUCGGCCGCCUGUACCUGGGCUGCAACCAGCUCCGGGACUUCUCUUUCCACCACCUGCACGGCCUGGGCCUCACCCACCUCCGCCUUCUGGACCUCUCCUCCAACCUCCUGGAACGCCUGCCUGUCUCCGACCUGGCCGCGCUGCCAGCCUUUGUCAAGAACGGCCUUUACUUGCACAGCAACCCGCUGGCCUGCGACUGCCACCUGUACCACCUGCUGCAGCGCUGGCAGCACCGGGGACUAAGUGCCGUCAACAGCUUUGUCCGAGACUACACGUGCCGGGUCUUCAAGGUGCCCGCGUCUGGCGUGCGCUUCCUAGAGCAAGGCCGUGUCUUCGAGAACUGCUCGGCUGCCUCCUCCCGUGACCUCGAAGGGCCCGAGGAGCAGCUGCAGGUGCAGGUGGGCCAGUCUCUGCGGCUGCACUGCCACACCGGCACCCCCGCCCUGCACACUGCCUGGGUCUCCCCGCAGCAGGAGCUGCUCGUGGCACCGGGGUCCCUCGAUGGCAGCAUCGUGGUGCUGGCCAACGGCAGCCUGCUCAUCAGGAGUGUGCAGACCUGGCACGGGGGGGUCUUUGUGUGCAUGGCCACGGGCUCGCACCUCUACCGCAGCCAGAUACACGAGUACAACGUCAGCGUGUCCUACCCGCACCCCGAGCCCGAGGCCUUCAGCACGAGCUUCACCACGCUGCUGGGCUGUGCCGUGGGGCUGGUGCUGCUGCUGCUUUACCUGUUUGCACCACCCUGUCCGGGCUGCCGCCGCUGCUACCGCCGCACCGGCCGCUGCUGCUGCUACUGCUGCGGCCGCCGCCACCGGCCCCGGACACCCAGCCCACUGCAGGAGCUGAGCGCACAGUCCUCAGUGCUCAGUACCACUCCGCCGGACAUGCUCAGCCGCAAGGCCAGUGUCCACAAGCAUGUGGUCUUUCUGGAGCCGGGCAGGAGGGGCAUCAACGGGCGAGUGCAGCUGGCAGUGGCUGAGGACUUCGACUUGUACAACCCUGUGGGCCUACGCUUCACGGUCGGCUCUGAGUCUGCUAGCUCCACAGGCUCAGAGGCUCCGGUGGUGACCUAGGCUCCCAGGCCCACCUGCCUGCCUGCUGCUUGUGCUGCUCCCUGCCACCGCCCAGAGCAUAUCACCAGGUAUCUAUUGGUGGGAAGCACUGAGCUCGUCUUCCGCCUACCUGAGCCACAGCAUCCUCCUCACUGACGGGGGAGCCCCUCCGCUACCCCAGCACCGAGCCCAGACGCCAGGCCCUAACAGGGCCUGUCUGCACCUCUCUCCUUCACAAUUUCCUGGGACCAAAAUCUUCACAGCUUGUAUAUCCUCCAUCGGGUUGAGCCCUUGCAUCAGAGCCCAGCUGCACUCCCAGGAGCUCUGAAGCGGGGAAAACUGAAGUAGCACCACUUGCCACCUUACGCGGGAGUGGGAAAGGUGCGGGCCCUCAGGGUGAGUGGUGAGCCCAAGAGGGUGCCAGAGAAGCCCCACCCCGGAAGGUAAACAAGCCCUUUGGGGCCCCCCACCCAGCGGGACUCCGAAGCACCAAGGUUUUACAGCUGCUGCAAACUGAGGCAGCCAAGGUUCCCCACACCCUGGGAUCCAGCUCUCUGAUGUCAUCACGGGCAUCUACAUGCAACUCUGAGGGCACAGCCUCUCCUGUGGACUCACGGGACUGCAGUUAAGGGCCCCCGUGGCCUGUGUCUCCACGGUCACAGUCAGAAGCCUGGCAAACAUGGCCAAGAUGGGAGGGCCGAGCUGGAACUAACUCACUGUCUCUCAGGGACAGAAGCCUCUUAAGGGCUGGCACUGGUCUCGGUCUAAUAGCUGAGGCGCACUGGCCUGGCAUCAGAUAAAUCUUAGCACUCCCACUGCUAGGAGGCAGGAAGGGGGUCUGGGAGUCCCUUCUGUGUGGGGGCUGAUCUGGGACCCCUACCUGCAUCGAGCUGUCACGGCAUUCCUGAAUAAAGGUAAGGCAUGAAGCGC
Molecule: messenger RNA, 2619 nt
Organism: Erinaceus europaeus (western European hedgehog)
Lineage: Eukaryota; Metazoa; Chordata; Mammalia; Eulipotyphla; Erinaceidae
Gene: AMIGO3
Product: adhesion molecule with Ig like domain 3
Exons: 1
Coding region: 175-1710 (511 amino acids)
Biological process (GO): brain development
Molecular function (GO): protein binding
Source: RefSeq, a predicted model, not a curated record